Amoebophrya sp. A25 is the source of this 2502-nucleotide messenger RNA. NCBI's taxonomy places the organism in Eukaryota, Dinophyceae, Syndiniales, Amoebophryaceae. The record is from the annotation of a GenBank genome assembly.
UCUUAACCCUAGAAGGUGCUUGUCACCCUAUUACAAACAGAGCAUCCAACAACAUAUUUGUAGUUGAGCGCUGUUGCUUUUUUUGCUUUCUUUCAUCAGUUUUCAUCAGUUUGUUACUCCAAAUAGAUCAAGAAAAUGGGUGAGGGUCGUGAACUCGUGAAGACUAUCAUCGCUGCUGCUCCGGAGGAUGCAGCAGUGCCGCAGAAGGGAGAUCAAGUAAAGGUGCACUACACCGGUACCUUGCAAGACGGCAGCAAGUUUGAUUCUAGCCGAGACCGCAACAAGCUCUUUGAUUUCGAACUAGGAGCCGGCCGUGUUAUCAAGGGAUGGGAAGAAGCUGUAGGAGGAAUGAAGAAAGGUAAGAAGUUUGACGUUAUCCUCGUUAUAUAUAUCGAUCCCUUUUCCAUGCAGGCAGUAUGGUAUUUGACGUUGAUUUGACCUUCACGUUUAAAUACGUCUACGUCAACGUCUUCAUUCAUCUACUCUCCGCGUAGUUGUUCUACCCAUUUGUUCCUUCAACAUCUUCUAGCACUUUCUUACAUCCAUCCACAAUUUUAGGUGAACGCGCAAAGUUCACGAUCCCGUAUGAAAAGGCUUAUGGCGAGUCUGGAUCGCCACCAGCGAUUCCGGAGAUGGCGGAUUUGGACUUCGAUAUUGAACUCGUUGACUUUGGCCCUAGACAGAAGGAAAAGUGGGAGUACACUGAAGAUGAGAAAUUUGCUAAAGCGAAAGAAGAAAAAGAAGCAGGAAACGUCUCUUUCAUUAUGAAGACAGGAAUUGCUUCAAUAUAAUUGGAAAUAUUGAUUCUCUAGUGGAAUAUGGUUUUUGACUAUCUAAGGUUCACAAGCAUAGUGAUUGCCAUUGUAGUUGUGCCUAUACCUAAGCAGUUUGUUAGACACGAAGUGCUUCUACUUACGACCUCUUCCUGCUGUUGGUUCACGGGCUCUUACUAGCGCUGAUCACUAUCCUGUACUAUCAGAAGAAAUUGAAGUAGUACUUCUAGCUUUUCAAUAAUUGUCUCAAAUCUGAACGAUGGAUCGGCUUCGUCACAUCUUUAUUAAUAUCCAUCCUCGUCUAAUUGCCAAUCCGGUGACUACCCCACUGCAGUCGGGCACUACCAGGAAGCGCGUUCCUACCUCGACGAAGGCUAUUGGGAAGGUGAUAUGCUGGACGAGGUGAACGCCGUGAAAAAGAGCUGUAGCUUGAAUGUGGCACAAUGCGGCUUGAAGCUCAAAAACUGGGAUAUGGCUAAGGAGGCAGCGACGUCAGCACUCGAUAUUGACCCAGCCAAUACGAAAGCACUCUUUCGACGCGCAUGCGCGUGCAUUGAAGUCGAGGAGUUUGAUGAGGUAAGACUUUUCUUUACAGACGAGUUGGUUUCUUAGAUCAACUUCUACUACAAAGAUAUCAACAGAUCACUUACCACCUGGGUUUACAACUUGUAGACUAAAUAAUUUAGGUUGGUUGCUGGUUCGCCACCAGGAGUAAGAAAGUAAGACGGAACAAUUCAAAUACAAAAAGGAUGACUAUCUAUGUGAUUCUUCUAGGCCAAAGCGGAUCUCAAGCUCGCCUUGGAGAUCGACCCGAAGAGUGCGGAGAUUCGCGCCAAGUGGACCGAGUACAAGACCAAGUAUGAUGCCUACAAGAAGCGAUCAAAAGCCCAAAUGGCUAACAUGUUCGCGAAGAAUCUCUAUACCGAAAAAGAGGACGUCUUUGUCCGCCACCCACGCAAUCUGACGGAUUUGCCGAAGGUGUAUAUGGAUGUGCAGUUUGGAGACGAGAAAGAAGACCCUGCAGAAGGCGAGACGGAAGGAAAGCCGAAGACUCAUCGUAUCACUAUGGCUUUGUAUUCCGAUACAGUGCCAAAAACCGCAGAGAAUUUCCGACAAUUGUGUACAGGAGAAAACGAAAGUCUGACGAAGUGCGGCAAGAAGAAGACCUACGAAGGAAGCAUUUUUCACCGAGUUAUCGCUGGGUUCAUGAUGCAGGGUGGCGACUUCACGAAUGCUAAUGGUACUGUGAUAGUUUAUGUAUAUAACUUGCAUAAUUUUGAGCUUUGCUGGGGGCGGAUUUGUGAAUUUCAAUUUGCAGUUAGUCUUAGUUGUAUGUUUUUGAGUAAGUUUCUUGAAUUCUAAGGCCAAUGAAAUUGUUUAGAAACAACAACUUCCACUUGUACUUGUUCGUUCUUUUGAAACUUCAACUUGUUUACGACCACAAGGUACCGGCGGCGAAUCUAUCUAUGGUGAGAAGUUCCCGGAUGAGAACUUCCACGACAUCCACGACCGCAAACACCUUCUAUCCAUGGCAAACGCGGGUCCGGAUACUAAUGGAUCUCAGUUCUUCAUCACUUUUACCGAAACGCCUCAUUUGGAUGGAAAGCACGUUGUCUUUGGUGAGGUCAUCGAGGGCUUUGCUGCGGUGAAUCGUGUUGAGCAGGCACCAGUCGGCGCUUCCGAUGUUCCGAAGGAGACGAUUACGGUUGUGGCAUGUGGACAGUUGUAG